Messenger RNA from Schistosoma rodhaini, 4490 nucleotides. NCBI's taxonomy places the organism in Eukaryota, Metazoa, Platyhelminthes, Trematoda, Strigeidida, Schistosomatidae. The record is from the annotation of a GenBank genome assembly.
CACCACUUGAAUUCACUGAUGCAGUAACUCGCAGAUAGACAUAUUAUUUGUCCUAUGGGCAUGAUCUCUAUCGCUUCCUUUACAAAAUACUUUUGAUAUGAUCAAUGUUGUUUAAGCCCAUCACCAGCUAAUAUUUUUAUGGCGCAGUAGUCUACCUAUGUCAAAUGAACUCUCGGUUGGUUGUUCAGCCCGACAGUUUCUGGUGUCUUCUGAAAAUGGGUCGGGAUUUGAUGUUUGCAAUUCAACAUCGGUCGGUUCCCCGCGCAGAAAUGUCACCCGUUUCCAGCGCCCUACAGCCUUGCUAUGUGAAAGACAACGUUCUGAAUCCCCUGCAAUACAUUCAAAGAGUCGACAGCGAGAUGUUUCCGUUAAUACUAAUCAACAAAACGAUAGAUAUGAUUUUGAAUCUUUGCAAAAAGAAAUUACCAAAAGAAGUGGCGUCCUACUGUUUGGAAACAAGGUUUUGCUCGCUAAAACAGAUGAUUUUGCAAACGAAGGUUGUCUGGGUUCCGGUACGUGUAGCUCUGUGUACAAAAUGCGACAUCGUACCAAGCCCAACAUAGUAAUGGCAGUUAAACAAAUGCGUGUGUCAUCUACAUAUGAAGAGGAAAAUAAGCGUAUCAUGAUGGAUCUAAAUAUUGUUACGAAAUGUUUCGAUUGCUCUUAUAUCGUUGAGUGCUACGGGAUAUUCUUCUCCGGAGUGAGUUUAUCUUACCAUUUUUUUAACGCCCAGGGUGAUGUUUGGAUAUGCAUGGAAGUCAUGUCAACCUGCUUAGAUAAGCUGUAUCAUGAUCUUCAUCGUCCAUUUCCUGAAAAGGUUUUGGGGAAAGUGACAGUUGCUAUUACCACUGCUUUGGACUAUUUGAAACGAAAACAUAACGUUAUGCAUAGAGACGUUAAACCGUCUAAUAUGCUCUUAAGUUACCAAGGUGUAAUUAAGUUAUGUGACUUCGGGAUAAGUGGGAUUCUUAAAGAUUCUAUUGCCCGUUCGCGGCAGCCGGGAUGCACUGGCUACAUGGCUCCAGAACGUCUAAACAACUCAACAUAUGAUGUUCGUGCAGACAUUUGGUCACUUGGAAUAUCAUUAUUGGAAUUGGCAACCGGAUCUUUCCCAUAUACUGGGACCCAUAUUGAAUUUGCUAUUAUGACUAAAAUAAUAUCAGACCCACCUCCAUCGUUACCUCACCAUAUACCUUUUACCCCUGCGUUCCGUCAAUUCGUCGAGCUAUGCUUAACAAAGGACCACACUCAGCGCCCAAAAUAUCGCUCAUUAAUGAGUACUGGAUUUUUUGUUCGGCACAACAAGGAGCCUCAUGAUGUACUAGAGUGGCUUAAGGGAUUACCAUUACCACACUUACAGUGUUUAGAUGAAAGGACGACCAAUAAUUUGGAUUGCGAAACUCCUACAAGUAUCACAUCCUCUAUGAAUUUUCUGACUAACACGGUUGAAUCUCCUGAAUCAGUGACUACUCAUAGUCCAGAUAUUUCCAGGGGUGUGAGUAAUAUCUCUCUUGAUGACUCUUCUGAUUCGAAGAAGGCAUCAUGGGAAAAUAUAAAUAAUCAAGCUGAGUUAGACGUUACAUUAGUUGCAGCACCUAAGGUAAAUUCUGAUUCUAACGAGCAAGCACAGUUCACUAUUCACAAAUCUUCAGUAACUUCUGACCAUUUUGUUAACGAAAAUAUUUCCCCUCAACUUUCGUCAUUUACAAUUAGUGAACAGUUUUCUGCUGGUCAAAAUCCUCAUUUUUUUAAGACCCAAAAUACAAUAGUUGAUCAGAGUUCAGAAAAUUUUAUUCACCUGCUAGAGGGAAAGUCCACUAAGUUUCUCUCCCAGGGUUCUUCAGGCUACGGAUCUGCAGGUUCUGAUAGUUCUCCUGGAUCUCUUGGAAGUGAUAGUCGCCCACCAAGUUCCUCCCAAGUUCUUGAUAUGGUAUUAUCUAACAGAAGCGUUAAUGGGAUCCCUCCUUUACCAGCAGUUCAGCGUUCCAAACCAUCGUACACUCUCAGAGUCAAUAAACCCAAUAAAUAUUUGAACAAUAUUUUGGAAAACAAUGUUAGUCGAUCUGAUUCGUCGAUCCGUCCCACUGUGUCAGAUUCGUUUUCUAAUCAUCCUAGUUGUCAAGUCUCCUCUGUGCAUUCAAUAAGUGGUUACGAUCAGUGGAGUACGUUAUCCCUAUCAUCUAGAACAACUCAUAUACCUACAUCUCAACCUGUUACGGGAAAUUCUGUUCAUAAUCAACUAACAUCACUCAAUGAAAAAUUUGAACCCAGUUCGAAUAAAGGAGUUGGUUUAUGUGCUGGCACGAAACAUGAAAAGCGUACCCCUUUAGAUAAUGAUUCCGAAGGAAAAGAUAAAAGUUCUGGUUCUUCAAGGACGGAAUUGAUUUGUGGUCGUCCCCAUAUAAACAAACGGAAAGUAGUUGGCCAAUCGCGUUCUUCUUCUGUUGGUGCUCAGUUACAACGCUCUCCCGCCCAAAGAUGGUUAGUCAAACCACCACAAAUUAAAAGAAAUCUUCAAGUCGAUCAAAAUUCUUCAAUAUGUGUACACAAUGAUACCACUCGUAUACGCUCGCCAGUAAUUCCAAAUUCUACCUCAUCCAUAUUAAACCCGAACUAUGGGACCAUUUUAGGAAAAAAUACGUCUCCACAACAAUACCAUCAUCAUUAUUUCUACUAUUAUUAUUAUGACAACCAACUCGAUAAAAAUAAUCUAAAUAAACCAUCUAGUACAUCCUGGGUGGCCAGAGAGAAUAUAAGUACGCUUGGUAGAAAUUCACCAUCUUAUUUUACUGAUUCAAGUUCCAACUCACUGGUUAAUAACUCUCUGUCCACAAGCAACAUAUCACCUAUUCUUUCAGGAAGAAUGUGUCAACGGUUAAAUACUCAUCCAAUCCCAAGACAAAGCAGUUUACAGUUCCCAUCUAACGAUUUAAAAUCUUCCAAGGCGCAGUCAGACUCACUUUUUUUCUCUGGAAUGUUAGGAUCACAUCUACCUAUGACUUCACAAUCCACUUAUCAGAUUAUAUCCAGCGAGUCCCACGGGCGACACCUUAACCGAAAUAGUUUUCAACAUCCACUUGUAUUCAGUAAUUCAACGUUAAGAGACUCUGGUACAUUAAUAAAAAGAGGCGGACAUCCUAAACAUACACACAGAUCAAUGUCACAACCUCCUAAAUUACGAGAUUGGCUAUCUUUUGAAACAGAAUUGUGAGGAUACACCUCAUGACACUAAUGCAUAUCAACAGGAAUAUCGAAAUCCAUUUGUGUUCCUAAACUUAAUUCCAGCUCACCUUUGUCUUUCGAUGCUUGCAUCAGCAUUUUGUUGUUAGGGCGGUUUUAUUGAUCAUCUUCAAAUGCUCACAUUCAUUUUUCGUCUUUCCAUUCUCCAUACAAAAUGCAUAACCUACAAAAGCUUUCAGUAACUUCUCUUAAAUAUGUUUAUUGGUAAUCGAUUGGGUUACUUCUGUACAUACUAGUGUAAAUUAUGGUCUUCAUUGUAAUUUAUUCCCUAACAGUUUUAUUUGAAGUCAGUUACCUAGUUGUAUUAUUGUUCUGUUAGUCAAGUCUUGAAUUUUUGGAUGAUUUUUAAAAAUAAUCUUUCAACGAAUUCAUGGUAGGUUCCAGAAUAUAAAAUAUUUUUAAGAAUCCGUCUUUUGUGACCGCACAUUAUUGAAUUUCACAUCUUGGGAAAGUGUUUCAUCAUUUCAGUUAUAGUUUUAAUAUGAUGGGGAAGAACUGUACUCUAGUUAUACCCAAAGAUGAGUGUAAAUCUUCGAGAUGUUAUAGUACUGUAUCUUCAGACAAAGUAUUCAACAUUUCGGUGAAUUUUGAUUCCUCACCGAUGACUGUACCGAAUAAGAAGACCAUAUUGAAAUGUUGAAACUAAGUAAAUUCCAAUGAACUAAAACAGUAUUGUCAAAACCUUAACUUACCCAGUGAAUUUUUCCUCUCGAACAUUGACUUCUGAUUAAUACGAAAGCAGUAACAAUGCAGAUCAUCUGAACUUCACAUUAUAUUACUUGUUUAGAUUUGCUGCUGCAUCAUAUGCAAAGUUUUUUAUUGACAUUGUCUUACCUAAUAGAUUUCUACUUCAACUGCAUACAUUACUUGGAUUUCACUUGUUUAUUGAAUCUUCUUACCUUAGGCAUUUUUUGGUAUUGGAAUGAUUCCUAAGACUGUUUCGGCUCCUUCAUACUUUCGCUUUCCGAAGUGUAGUUUAUGGUGCGUCAAGACGGGUGUGUGAGAAGAGUAAUACUUUACUAGUAAAGUAUGCAGUCGAUGAUGGUUUUUCGUGUAUUAAAGGGAUUUGUUUUCAUUCCAACGGUAAAUUACUUUCUCUACAUCUCAUAUUUUGCGAACGUAUGGUCCCUACCGUUUAGGAAAUAACAAGUGUUAUGUGAUUCAAAUCCGCGUGGUACAUUUACUAGUUCAGUUGGGUCUGAUCAUUAGCAAUAUUUUCCAGUUGUUAGUUAAACGGGACUGAAUAAAAG